CUGACGCGUGACACGGCUAUGUUCCUGAGCACAGUUAACCCCGACGAGCGCUAGGACCUGUGGGAUACUGCCCUAAGCCCUGCUGCCCAGCAUCAGGAGAAGCAUUUGCAGCGGAGGUGCACGCUAUUGUGGAUGAUGGCAGCGAACAGGGUCGGUAGACGCUACCAGAACAAGAUGCAUUCGCCCAACCGGGGGACCAGGGAACAGGGGCUCGGGGUGCAGAAGAGACAGGCCAGGGUGACGGUGAAAUACGACAGGAAGGAGCUGCAGAAACGCCUGGACGUGGAGAAGUGGAUCGACGACAGCUUGGAUGAGCUGUACCCGGGAAGGGAAUCAGAGAUGCCUGAAGAAGUGAAUAUCGAUGGCUUGUUAGAUCUGCAGAGCGACCAGGAGCGCGGACAGAAACUGCAGGAUAUCCUUCACUCGUGCAAUAACAAUACAGAGGCAUUUAUCAAGGAACUGAUCCUAAAACUUCACGGUCUCCAGAAACAGGAAGCUCUUCACAACAACGGAAUCGACCCCCACCACUAGGGGGCAGAGUUCCUCAAAAACUCCCCCCUUCAUCCCUGUACAUAGGCACAGACAGACUCUUUUCUGCAGUGUGCCGGAGCCAAAGUUGACCACAUGAUGCCAGUUCUGAUCCGUUACUGGCUGAAAGUAAAGCACGGCAUUCUGCUGAUCUAUUUGGAUAAUGUGUCACGUUGCGGGUCUAUAUUGCAAUGAUCUCAAAGUGCCGCAGUAUAUAGCUCUAUAAUAUAACUCUAUAGAAUUAUUCUGCCUGAGUGGUUUAUUAACCCUUUUUAAAUCAAUUAAAGAUUGAGGUUUUAUCGUGGUGGUAAUAAGGUUUGCCACAGUUUAGAUCAUUAAAAUAGAACCUGAAUGCACUAAACCACACAGUUUUAUUUAGCUGGCAGAUGUAUAAUGGCAACAAGGCCCUGUAUGCCAAAGCUGGUUGUGUCUUAUUACAAUUAGAUUAGGGGUGGGGCUAGCCCAAAGAGCCCCUCCCCCUUAAAAAAGUAUCACACCAAUUUUAAUCAUUUUUAACUAAAGAAAAUAUGAAAGUGUUUCAAUGCACCAAAGUGAGUUUAUAUAAAUAGUAUUGUUUUGGACACUUUUUUGUUUUUGU
This is a messenger RNA of Acipenser ruthenus (sterlet), 1126 nucleotides long. It is a transcript of the gene ppp1r14ab, whose product is annotated as protein phosphatase 1, regulatory (inhibitor) subunit 14Ab. Gene Ontology annotation, molecular function: protein serine/threonine phosphatase inhibitor activity. The transcript is spliced from 4 exons. Gene Ontology annotation, biological process: regulation of phosphorylation. Gene Ontology annotation, cellular component: cytoplasm. The record is from RefSeq and is a predicted model, not a curated record. Bases 133 to 531 code for a protein of 132 amino acids. NCBI's taxonomy places the organism in Eukaryota, Metazoa, Chordata, Actinopteri, Acipenseriformes, Acipenseridae.